AGGCUAUUUAUUCUGAGCUGCCAAUCUCCCCAGCUGUUUCCUAGCAAAAGUAGGUUGAGCUUUCAUAACAAAGAACAUGAUAUUUCUGUAUUACGAGUGAAAAAGAAGGCGGGAGCUCCGGCUAAACCAAGCGAGGAAGUGACUGCAGCCCCACUUGCACGAAACCUCAGUGUGAGAGACAGCGGGAUCAGCAAGAGCAGCAACAGCGCAGUGGCUUCACAGAAGGCAUGGCGGGACCUCAGUGCUGCGCUGUCAUGGUGACAGGGGCCAACCGUGGCAUCGGCCUGGAGUUGGUGAAACACUUUCUUAAGGAACCAAAUCCCCCCAAGGUGGUGUUUGGAACCUGCCGUGACCCAAAAGGACCAAAAGGACAGGAAUUGAGAAAUAUGGCUUCCAAGCACUCCAACCUGAUAAUUCUGCCACUUGAAGCCACAGAUCCAUCAAGUGUUGACGCAGCUGCCAAGAAGGCGGAGGCCCACCUGGGAGGCCGCGGCCUGAACCUCCUCAUCAACAAUGCUGGUGUCAUGCCACCUUGUUCCAUGGAUUCAAUCACCGCUAAAGACCUGCUGGAUGUCUACAACACCAACGUUGUUGGGCCAAUGUUAGUCACCAAGGCCUUCUUGCCUUUACUGAAGAAGGCUGCCCAUGCAUGCCAGCAGAAAGGCUUGAGCUGCGGGAAAGCUGCCAUCAUCAAUAUGUCCACCAUCCUGGGAUCUAUUGAGAAGACCCCCGAAACCUAUUUCUUCAUGCCUGUGGUCUCCUAUCGCUGCAGUAAGGCUGCUCUGAACAUGCUCACAAAGUGCCAGUCAAUGUGUUACAAAGAGGAAGGGAUCUUGUGCACCGCAAUACAUCCUGGCUGGGUGAAAACUGACCUGGGAGGUCAUCAGGCUGACAUUACCGUGGAGGAGAGCGUGAAAGGCAUUAUGAAAGUACUUUGCAACCUCUCUGAAAAACAGCACGGGGUCCUGGUCACUUGGGAAGGGAACGUUCUGCCAUGGUGAGAGCCCUGAGUGUAGCAGGAAGGACCAAAGAUUCAGCUGGCAACACGCAAGGACCUUUGCACUUCUGUAUGUUGGUACAAUGAGGCUUUUUAAAAAUAAAGUCUUGAUGAGCAA
This is a messenger RNA of Heteronotia binoei (common prickly gecko), 1115 nucleotides long. Its product is annotated as C-signal-like. The record is from RefSeq and is a predicted model, not a curated record. The transcript has 6 exons. Lineage: Eukaryota; Metazoa; Chordata; Lepidosauria; Squamata; Gekkonidae. The coding region runs from base 228 to 1001 and encodes 257 amino acids.